Messenger RNA from Lolium perenne, 879 nucleotides. The record is from RefSeq and is a predicted model, not a curated record. NCBI's taxonomy places the organism in Eukaryota, Viridiplantae, Streptophyta, Magnoliopsida, Poales, Poaceae.
AUGGCGGCGGAGCACGACGACGCCGUGGCUUCGGUCUGCGGGAAGAAGAAUACGGGCGGGACGGGGUUCCGCGGCGUCUGCCGGAAAGAGCACGGCACGUACUGUGCUCGGAUCUGGGACCCAUGGCGGCGAGCCAUGGCGUACAUCGGCUCCUUCCGCACCGCCGAGGAGGCCGCCCGAGCGUACGGUGCGGCGGCGGACGCCAGGCGGCACCUGCGGCUGCAAGGCGCGGCGGGUGGCAUCACCGACUUCCGGCAGCGCACGGCUGCCACCUCCGACGACGGCGACGCGCCGCUCCCGCGCGUCUCCUGCGUGGACAAGGGCGCCACGCGGAGACUCGGCGGCAAGUACGGCGCGCAGAUCGGGCACUCGAAAGCUCACACGUGGCUCGGCUCCUUCGACACCGCGGAGGACGCGGCCAGAGCAUACGACGCGGCGGCCGUCAGGCUGCACGGCGCGGCUGCCAGAACCAACUUCAAAGCUGAUGGUGGCGUCGGCGUGCACGCCGUCGGACUGGAGAAGGCUGCUCGGUCACGGUUCCGCGGCGUGUGCCAGCACCGGAGCGGCAGGUACAGUGCGCGGAUCUGGGACUCGGUGAAGCGAGCAAGGCUGUGGCUCGGCACCUUCGACAAAGCUGAGGACGCCGCCAGAGCGUUCGACGCGGCGGCCGUCAGGCUGCAUGGCGAGCGGGCUGUCACCAACUUCAAGCAACCACUCGUGGACCUCAACGACUUCCCGGAGCUGCCGGCGCUCGACUUCUCGGACAACAUCAUCCCAGGCGCGCAGCUCCACGAUCUCUGGACCGACUUGCCACAGGCGGAGUUGCAGCCGCUGGACGAGCUCCUCCAGGACAUGAACUUCACCGAUGUGGCGGCCUAA